Molecule: messenger RNA, 3102 nt
Organism: Striga hermonthica
Lineage: Eukaryota; Viridiplantae; Streptophyta; Magnoliopsida; Lamiales; Orobanchaceae
Source: the annotation of a GenBank genome assembly
AUGAGGAAAAAGGUUGACGAACGCAUCAGAACUCUCAUUGAGAAUGGCGUCAAAGCCCGACAUCGCUCCAUGUUCGUCAUUAUUGGUGACAAAUCACGCGACCAGGUUGUGAAUUUGAACCAUAUGUUGCGCAAGUCGGUGGUCAAGCUAAAGCCGACUGUGUUGUGGUGCUACAAGGACAAACUCGAAAUCAGCAGUCACAAAAAGAAGCGGAUGAAGCAAGUCAAGAAGUUAAUGGCGAGAGGCUUAUUCGAACCAGAGAAAGCUGAUUCUUUCUCAUUGUUUCUUGAAACAACAGAUAUCCAGUAUUGCUUAUACAAAGAUUCCGAAAGAAUUCUUGGUAACACGUUUGGCAUGUGUAUAUUGCAGGAUUUUGAAGCUUUGACACCAAAUCUCCUAGCAAGGACUAUUGAAACGGUUGAAGGUGGUGGAUUGAUACUAUUGCUGCUUCGCUCUCUUUCUUCGCUCACUAGUCUUUACACAAUGGUCAUGGAUGUUCAUGAGAGGUUUCGUACAGAAUCUCAUUCUCAGGCUGCUGCGCGCUUUAACGAACGGUUCUUACUUUCUCUUGCUUCAUGCAAAGCUUGCAUCGUAAUGGAUGAUGAACUAAACAUUCUACCUAUUUCAUCCCAUAUGAAAUCGAUCACCGCAAUUCCAGUUCAAGAGGAUUCUGAGGGACUUUCAGAAGCUGACCGAGAAUUGAAGAAUUUGAAGGAGCAAUUGAACGAUGAUUUCCCUGUCGGUCCUCUAAUUAGAAAAUGCUGCACUAUGGACCAGGGAAAAGCUGUUGUUACAUUCCUUGAUGCAAUUCUGGACAAGAACCUUCGAAGCACAGUAGCUUUACUUGCUGGUCGUGGACGUGGGAAGUCGGCUGCUCUUGGUCUGGCAAUUGCAGGAGCUGUUGCAGCAGGGUAUUCUAAUAUUUUUGUGACUGCACCAAGCCCAGAUAAUCUGAAAACUCUUUUUGAAUUCAUCUGCAUAGGAUUCAAUAUGCUUGAAUACAAGGAGCACUUGGAUUAUGAUGUUGUGAAAGGCAUAACACCUGAAAAUAAGAAAGCAACUGUCCGCAUUAAUAUCUACAAGCAGCACCGACAAACUAUUCAGUAUAUAGAGCCGUGUGAACAUAAAAAGCUCUCGCAAGUGGAAUUGCUGGUUGUUGAUGAAGCAGCAGCUAUACCUUUGCCAUUAGUGAAGGCCAUGCUUGGUCCGUAUCUUGUCUUCCUCUCUUCAACUGUGAAUGGCUAUGAAGGUACCGGAAGGUCCUUAUCCUUGAAACUGCUGCAACAGCUCGAGGAGAAAAAUCAGAUUUCGAGUAAAAGCACAGAGACUAUUAAUUCAGGCCGGCUUUUCAAAAAGAUCGAAUUGAGUGAAUCUAUCAGAUAUGCUUGUGGUGAUCCAGUUGAAUCCUGGCUUAAUGCUUUGCUCUGUCUGGAUGUUACAAACUAUAUCCCUAGUAUCAGCAGGCUACCCCCACCAGGCGAAUGUGAUCUCUACUAUGUAAAUCGGGACACUCUUUUCUCCUACCACAAGGACAGCGAAUUAUUUUUGCAGAGGAUGAUGGCUCUAUUUGUUGCAUCUCACUACAAGAACUCUCCAAGUGAUUUGCAGCUGAUGGCUGAUGCUCCAGCUCACCACUUGUUUGUACUACUUGGUCCUGUAGAUGAGUCCCAAAAUCAUCUUCCUGAUAUUCUGUGUGUAAUCCAGAUCUCUUUUGAGGGGCAAAUUUCUCAAAUAUCUGCUACAAAAAGCUUGAGUAGAGGUCAUAUGCCAGCUGGAGAUCAAAUACCUUGGAAAGUUUGUGAACAGUUCCGUGACACAGUAUUCCCCAGCCUGUCUGGUGCUCGCAUUGUUCGCAUUGCCACACAUCCAAGUGCAAUGAGGCUUGGAUAUGGUUCGGCUGCUGUUGAACUUUUGGCAAGGUACUUUGAAGGUCAACUCAGUCCAAUAUCUGAAGGUGAUGUUGAAGAUUUUCCGGAGAAUUCUCCCGUCAGAGUCACUGAAGCAGCUGAGAAGGCGUCUCUGCUUGAAGAAAAUAUAAAGCCUCGGACUGAUCUUCCUCCACUGCUUGUGCCUCUUCGUGAGAGGAGACCAGAAAAUCUCCACUACCUUGGAGUAUCUUUUGGGCUUACUCUCGACCUUUUCCGUUUUUGGAGGAGACAUAACUUUGCUCCGUUCUACAUUAAUCAUUCCCCAAAUCAAGUAACCGGCGAGCAUACUUGCAUGCUUGUGAGGCCAUUAAACAAUGAUGACAUUGAAUCUAGUGGGUCUGACCCAUUGGGGUUUUUUAGCCCUUUUUAUCAAGUGUUCAGGAAGAAGUUUACUAAGUAUUUAGCCCGUGCAUUCCGUCACUUGGAAUACAAGCUUGCCAUGAGUAUAUUGGAUCCAAAGAUCAACUUCUCAGAGUUGGCUGGUGCCUCGUCCUGUACAAGUGGAGAUUUGAGUUCUAUCAGUGGAUCAUUGUCAGCCUAUGGUAUGGCGCAACUGGAAGCAUAUACAAGCAAUCUUGUUGACCAUCACAUGACUGAAGACUUUGUGAAUGAUCUUGCACUUGCUUACUUCUGGGAGAAGAUUCCUGUUAGCUUGUCAUAUGCCCAGGCUUCUGUCUUGCUCUGCAUUGGUCUGCAGGGAAAGGAUAUCUCAUGCAUUGAGGCAGAGAUGAAACUGGAAAGCAAUCAGAUACUUUCUUUAUAUAAGAAAAUUAUGAAGAAGUUUUACAACUACCUAAGUGGUAUUUCAUCGGAAGAGCCUCAACCGACUGCUUCUCGCUUAAAAGAUAUUAUAAUGGAACCUCAUCCAGUAUCUGUCGAUGAAGAUCUCAAUGCUGCAGCAAAACAAGUCCAGGAUGAGAUGAAAUCGAAGCUCGACGGUCAAUUGGAUCCAGAGCUCCUUCAACAAUAUGCCAUUGUCGAUAAAGAAGCUGAUUUUGAGAGUGCUUUGCAAAAUGGUGGUGGGAAGGUACUCUCUGGCGGUAUAAUUAGCAUCAAAUCCAGUAACAGGAAGGUUGAGAAGAAACACGUGAAACAGUCGGAGAUGGAAAAGAGCGGGAAAAAGAGGAGCAAACAUGACCGUGGUUCCAAAUCAAGCAAGAAGAGAAAGGCUUGA